GUGAGCUCUCCCUCCCACUUUCUGUUCAGCCCUCCACUCGCCUGCAUGCUGAACACAGACUGGACAACUGUUGAGUGGAGGAGAGAGCGCAAAGGGAUGUGACAGACUCUCUUUUUUUAAAUUUUUUAAUUGGACUUUAUUUUAUUUGCUUUCUCACCAAGACACUGGUCAUGUCUGAGAGCAUCGUGAGGAAGGUGCAGCCCUUCACCAUAGGGACGAGACUGUCGGUCCCCGCUGUGCCAAAAUGCCAGGAUUUUACGCAGAGCUAUCUGCAGAGCACGAGUCUGGAUAACUGCGCGCUGCAGCACAACCUGAACUCUCUGUACCUGGGCCGAUCCCAGGUCUGUGCGCGGGACCCCUGCCUCGUCUCGCCCGUCGUCAAGCAAGUAGCCCCGGUGAAACGCGACCAGGAGGAGCACAUGGCAGCGGAGGACCACCUGAACCAGAACGUCGCCUCCUCAUCCUCCUCCGCUGUCUCCAGAUCCAUCAAGAAGAUCACCAUCUCUGGGAAAGAGAGGUCAGAGAGCACGGGGCCAGCACAGCAGCAUUCUGAAACAGGGUCCACAUCCGAGAACAACAAUAACAACAACAACAACGUCACCAGCACCUCAGAUCCACUGCUGCCCAGGAUUGUGGGAGUGAGCUGUGAGAAUAAGCCUCAUUCUCAGUUCAAGGUCUUACUCAGAAAAGAUGGCAGUGAUGAAUAUCAGCCCACACACGGACAAACCGGGGUGAGACUGAACGGAGAGAAAUAUGAGCAACAGAUCUCAGUCCCUGAGUCACAGAAGAAAGAGCCCCAGCGGACAGAGAGUCACCCACACACUCAGAGUGAAGCAUCGGCAGCUGCUGCGUCCCACAGCGACUGCUUCACUCAGCGCAACUCGCUCUUCAACAAGGAAGUGCUGCAGGCUGAGGCAUGGAUCAGAAGCAAACUGCAGGAACUGAAGGAGGGCUGCAACAUUCAGCGCUGCCCCCUGCAGGACUGGGAGGAGGCCUCGCAGACGCUCCAGAGGGACCUCAAAGACUUUGAGAACACGCUCAUUCAACUCAACCAGAUGGGCGAGCAGCUGAUCUGCAAGCUGAACCCCACGUCCGACCUGGUGAAGAAGCAGCUGGGCCAGCUCAGGGAUCAGUGGCAGAGCCUGAAACUGACAGCUGCAAAUCAGACGAGGGCCUUCGGAGGGGCCAAGAACCUGCAGGAGUUCAACAAGAAAGUGGACAAGCUGGAGGCAUGGAUUAAAGAGAAGGAAGAGGAGCCGUCUCUGGUGAACGUCCUGGGGGAAAAUGUUGACAAAAUGCAGCUGACCAGGAGAAUUUUAGAUCUAAAACAGGAUGAGCAGCUCUACAGAAACCUCCAUGAGGAGAUCAACCACUUGGCUCUCAAGCUGGAGAAACAGGGGAAAACAGAUGGCAAGAGCAUCUCCACCAGGAGGAAACACAUCAAUAAAAUGUGGCUGAAGGUCCAGUCUCAUCUGAAACACUACCAUGCAAAUCUUCAGCUGGCUCUGGAGGUGUCCUCCUUCUACCAGCAGGCUGAUAACACACUGCUAGCCAUCAACAACAUGAGGAAAAGCCUAUCCGCAUCUAAAGAGUGGGACGGCCUUGGCGACAGAGAGAUCCGUGACAUUGCCAGUCAGAUCAUGAUGCUGGACGUGAGCGUGUCCCAGCUGUCCAAUCUGCAUCCUGCCCUGGCCGCCGGCGUCACGCAGAAGCAGAGUGAGGUGAAGGACUGCUGGGCACUUCUUCAUAAACUUUUCAGGAGCGACAGGACCACGCUCUCUCCCACUGGUUCCACUUUCACCAGGGAAGAGGCUGACCCCCUGACACUGGCGAGUGAACCCCAGGGCAAUGUGGGAACGGAGGCACAAAGGAUCAUGGGAAAGGAGGUGAAGGAGGAGCAGAAUCGGCUGAAAGGCUGUGUGAGUACCGUUGAAUGUGAAAAUGGCAGGAGAACGCUGUGCAGCCAGAGCCAGGAGCAGCCGUCAGUGAACCACACCUCUCCGCCCGUGGGAGACAGUGAUGUCAUCGUCAGACAUCGACUGAAGGCAGAAAGCAGGAAGCCCGGGACGGAGCCCAAACUCGCCGCUGCCCCUCCAGGCCACCCACAGCUCCACACGCAGCUUCAGAAGUUUACCAUAUCUGCUGACAAGACUCUGUCCUGGCUGAAGGACAACGUGUCCAUGGCCACGCAGGUGUGUUCCAUCGCAAGCUUCGAGGGCCUGGAGGCAGCCAGGAGGUGUCAGCGCACCCUGGAACAAGACAUCCUCACCAACAGAGCCAGGAUAGAGGUGGUCAAAAGGCUGAAGAGCUACCUGGUGAUCUUUCUCUAA
This is a messenger RNA of Pleuronectes platessa (European plaice), 2330 nucleotides long. Its product is annotated as spectrin beta chain, non-erythrocytic 2. Gene Ontology annotation, cellular component: cell junction; actin filament bundle; cell projection. Bases 171 to 2330 code for a protein of 719 amino acids. The transcript has 15 exons. Gene Ontology annotation, biological process: actin cytoskeleton organization; actin filament bundle assembly. Lineage: Eukaryota; Metazoa; Chordata; Actinopteri; Pleuronectiformes; Pleuronectidae. Gene Ontology annotation, molecular function: actin lateral binding. The record is from RefSeq and is a predicted model, not a curated record.